AUGGCUCGCUUCGCUGUGGUCGCCGCCAUCGUCGCGCUUCUCGCCGUCACCGCGGCCGCGCAGGCCCCGGCCGCGACGCCAACCCCGGCGCCCAGGAUGGCCCCGCUGCCGCCUCCCCCGGCGCGGUCCCCGGCCACCGCCCCGUCUCCGGCCGCGAAGCCGCCCACCGCCUCGGCGCCGUCCCCGAUGGCCUCUCCCCCGGCCCCGCCCACGGAGGCCCCGACCGCGACCGCGCCCUCCGCAGUGACCCCGACCACCUCAGUCUCCGCCCCGGCCGGCGCCCCCACCGAGACUCCCGCCGGCAACGGCGCCGCCUCCUCCGCCAUACUGAUGAUGAUGGAGAGAGAGCAGAGAGGUCAUUUGAGGAGGGGGGGAUUUACUGCGGUGUAG
This is a messenger RNA of Setaria italica (foxtail millet), 390 nucleotides long. Its product is annotated as arabinogalactan protein 1. Lineage: Eukaryota; Viridiplantae; Streptophyta; Magnoliopsida; Poales; Poaceae. The transcript is spliced from 2 exons. The record is from RefSeq and is a predicted model, not a curated record. The coding region runs from base 1 to 390 and encodes 129 amino acids.